AGCGCCCGAGUCCACUGCUUGCUUUCCAAGCAAGACAGUCAUGGCGUCGCAGCCGAAUUCCGCCGCGAAGAAGAAAGAUGAAAAAGGGAAGAACAUCCAGGUGGUGGUCAGAUGCAGACCCUUUAAUUUGGCUGAGCGGAAAGCUAACGCCCAUUCUGUAGUAGACUGUGAUAAUGUACGAAAAGAAAUUAGUGUACGAACUGCAGGAUUGGCCGACAAAAGCUCAAGAAAAACAUACACUUUUGACAUGGUUUUUGGAGCAUCCACUAAACAAAUUGAUGUUUACCGAAGUGUUGUAUGUCCAAUUUUGGAUGAAGUUAUUAUGGGCUAUAAUUGUACUAUUUUUGCAUAUGGACAAACAGGCACUGGAAAAACCUUUACAAUGGAAGGUGAAAGGUCACCUAAUGAAGAAUAUACCUGGGAGGAGGAUCCCUUGGCUGGUAUAAUUCCACGAACUCUACAUCAAAUUUUUGAGAAACUUACUGAUAAUGGUACUGAAUUUUCAGUCAAAGUUUCUCUGUUGGAGAUCUAUAAUGAAGAACUUUUUGAUCUCCUUAGUCCAUCAUCUGAUGUUUCUGAGAGACUACAAAUGUUUGAUGAUCCCCGUUACAAGAGGGGAGUGAUAAUCAAAGGUUUAGAAGAAAUUACAGUGCACAACAAGGAUGAAGUGUAUCAAAUUUUAGAGAAGGGGGCCGCCAAAAGGAAAACUGCAGCAACGCUGAUGAAUGCAUAUUCUAGUCGUUCACACUCCGUUUUCUCUGUUACAAUACAUAUGAAAGAAAUUACGAUUGAUGGAGAGGAGCUUGUUAAAAUUGGAAAGUUAAACUUGGUUGAUCUUGCAGGAAGUGAAAACAUUGGCCGUUCUGGAGCAGUUGACAAGAGAGCUCGGGAAGCUGGAAAUAUCAAUCAAUCUCUCUUGACUUUGGGAAGGGUUAUUACUGCUCUUGUAGAAAGAACACCCCAUGUUCCUUAUCGAGAAUCUAAACUAACUAGAAUUCUUCAAGAUUCUCUUGGAGGACGUACAAGAACUUCUAUAAUUGCAACAAUCUCUCCUGCCUCCACCAAUCUUGAGGAAACCCUAAGUACAUUGGAGUAUGCACAUAGAGCAAAGAACAUAAUGAAUAAGCCUGAAGUGAAUCAGAAACUCACCAAGAGAGCUCUAAUUAAGGAGUACACAGAAGAGAUCGAGCGCCUGAAACGAGACCUUGCUGCAGCCCGUGAGAAAAAUGGAGUUUAUAUUUCUAAUGAAGACUUUAGAGCCAUGAGUGGAAAACUAACUGUUCAAGAAGAACAGAUCGUAGAAUUGAAUGACAAAAUUGGUGCUCUUGAGGAGGAGCUAAGUAAGGUUACAGAGUUGUUUGUGGAUAAUAAGAAUGAACUUGACCAGUGUAAAUAUGAACUGCAAAAUAAAACACAAAAGCUUAAAGUCACGGAAAAAAAUUUACAGGCAACUAAAAUUCAGCUUGUGAAAGAAGAAUACAUAACAUCAGUUUUGGAAAAUACUGAGGAGAAACUUCAUGACGCUGCCAGCCAGUUGCUUAAUACAGUUGAAGAAACUACAAAAGAUGUAUCUGGUCUGCAUUCCAAACUGGAUCGGAAGAAGGCAGUUGAUGAACACAAUGCAGAAGCUCAGGGUACUUUUGGCAAAAACCUGAGUAGUCUGUUUAAUAAUAUGGAAGACUUAAUUAAGGAUGGCAGCUUAAAACAAAAGAACAUGCUAGAAGUUCACAAGACAUUGUUUGGAAAUCUACUUUCUUCGAGUGCUUCUGCAUUAGACACCAUUUCAAUGACAGCACUUGGAUCUCUUUCGUCUAUUCCAGAAAUUGUGUCUACUCGUGCUUCUCACAUUUCUAAUAUGAUAUCAAAAGAAGAAUCAGUCGCAACUGAAAGUAAAAUUAUGCUUCAGAAAUUGAUUGAUGUUCUUAAGACUGACCUUCUAAAUUCACUGGAAACAGUUUUAUCGCCCACUUUGGUAUCUAUAUUGAAUAUCAAGAGUCAAAUGAAGCAUAUGUUCAAUACUUCAUUGAUAGUGGCUCAUAAGCUAGAAGAUCAGAAAAAGGAAAUGGAUGGUUUCCUCAGCACUUUGUGUAGUAAUCUACAUGAACUACAAGAAAGUACAGUUUCUUCUUUAGCUGAAUCACAGAAGCGAUGUGAAACUUUAAGUGAAGACCUAAAGAGGAUAAAGCAAACUCAUUCUAAGGAGCUUUGUCACUUAAUCAAUGUUUGGACAGAAAGAUUCAAUGCUUUGGAGGAAAAGUGUGAAAACAUCCAGAAACCACUCAUUAGUGUCCAAGAAAAUACAGAACUGAAAUCUAAGGAUCUGAUCAACAAAACAGCUUCUCAGAGCACAAAAUUUUGUGCUGAUUCUGAUAACUUGUCACAAGAACUCAGACAUUUUAGCCAAGAAGGUACAGAACUGAUGGAAGAGUCCGUGAAACAGUGUGAUAAGCUCAAAAGCCACUUUGAAAUAAUGUCUUCUGAGACUGAACAAAAAUGUGAGGCCUUGAAAACAAGCACACUGUAUUUUUCUGAGCAGUGGGUAUCUUGCUUAAAUAAAAGGCAAGAGGAACUGCAGAACUUAUUGGAGGUGGUAAACAAGAGUUGUGAGUCUUCAUGUUCAGAGAUUACUGAAAAAUUAAGUGGACAUAAAUCAGCUAAUGAGAAUCAGCAUAACACUUUCCUUGAUCAAAUAACUUCUAACAAAGAGAUACUGAUGUCACAAGGUCUGGAACUUAAUGAUUCUAUAAAAAUCGGUCGGACUAAGCUUCAGUGCUUUCUGGAACAAGAUCUGAAACUGGAUGUCCCAACAGGUACAACGCCCCAGAGGAAAAAUUACCUAUACCCAUCAACACUGGUGAGAACAAAGCCACGUGAAGAACUCAUCAGUCAAUUAAGAAGCAAACAGCCUGAGCUUUUAACAAUGAUGGAAUAUUCAGAGAACCAGAAGGAGACCAGACAUGAUCCGGAAGAAGACAGGGCAGUUCUGGAGUCCAUGCUCAAUGCGGCAGAACCUCUGAGUCAAGAGUCAUCUCCAGAUGCGAGUGUGGAUUGUUCAUCACGAUGUGGGGUUCCGUUUUUCCAGCAUAAAAAACCGCAUGGAAAAGACAAAGAAAAUAGAGUUAUUAACCCCGUGGUGCAGUCUAAAGUGGAGGACACCUCAGAACACUCAGCCACAAAGAGCAAGUUAAGACAGCCUCUAAGAAUCCAAAUAAAUCUUUAG
Messenger RNA from Elephantulus edwardii (Cape elephant shrew), 3220 nucleotides. It is a transcript of the gene KIF11, whose product is annotated as kinesin family member 11. Gene Ontology annotation, biological process: mitotic spindle assembly; microtubule-based movement. Gene Ontology annotation, molecular function: microtubule binding; ATP binding; plus-end-directed microtubule motor activity. The transcript is spliced from 22 exons. Lineage: Eukaryota; Metazoa; Chordata; Mammalia; Macroscelidea; Macroscelididae. The coding region runs from base 41 to 3220 and encodes 1059 amino acids. The record is from RefSeq and is a predicted model, not a curated record. Gene Ontology annotation, cellular component: spindle microtubule; nucleus.